AGGAGAGAGAGAGUCUUUCUGGUGGUGGUCUCUGCUAUGGUGAGACUCACUUUGUCUUCCUCACAAGUACAUUAGUAGUCUCCAAUCAUAUCUUCUUCUAUAGCUUCAAAUCCCAGCACAAUCAACGGACUCGAAUUACAUAACAGUUUAGCUAAGAUCAGUAGCAUCGGAGUCAAUUUAUUGUUGCGAGAUGUAGUUUUGAAGGAGAGUGUCAAACAUGGAGGUGAAUCACGUUUUGCUUCUCUGUAUAGCUUUGAUUUUCGUCGUUGAUACUAAGGUUGAUGGAGAGGCACAAGUAGUUGUCUCGAGCUCGAUCUCGGUUUCGAAUUUGACGGAUACUAGAUUUGUAGCUGGGUCUGAAAUUGCUGUUAACAAUGUCACUGAUUCCAAGAGUAUUAUAGAUCAUUCCAAAAACUCGACCAAUGGUGAUUCACAGCUGGGAGAUGGAUCUAAGAUGAUGGGUGAUGGAGGAGAUAGUACUAGUGGUAAGAGUGAAGAAGGGAAGAUAGCAAGUGAAACCACUAAGGAGGAGGAGCCUGGGAGCAACUCUUCUAGGAAGAAACAAGGGUUUCAUGGUGAAGAAUGUGAUCCAUCUAAUAUGUGUACAGAUCAGGAAGAUGAGUUUGUUGCUUGUCUGCGAGUUCCGGGCAACGAUGCGCCUCAUCUCUCACUCUUAAUCCAAAACAAAGGAAAAAGGGCUUUGCUUGUCACUAUAACUGCUCCGGGUUUUGUCCGGUUAGAGAAGAACAAAGUUCAGCUCCUGCAAAACGAAGACACAAAGGUAAAAGUUUCUAUUAAGAAGGGAGGGUCCAACGACAGCGCCAUCGUACUAACUUCUAGCAAAGGCCGUUGCAGCCUUGAAUUAAAGGAUUUGGCAGCAGCACAGGAGACAGAAAGCGACGAUACAGUUUCUGUUUCUCGUCCUUCAAUCCUCAAUAUCCAUCCAAGGACACUCAUCGUCAUCCUCAUGAUUUCCUUCCUCGUUCUCUCCCUUGUCAUCAUCCCAGUGAUCUAUCAUGUUUACAAAAACAAGUCACGGGGAAACAACAAAUACCAGAGGCUCGAUAUGGAAUUGCCAGUCUCGAACCCUGCGUUGGUGGCAAAAUCUGAUAAGGAAAGUGGUGAUGAAGGAUGGAACAAUAAUUGGGGAGAUGAUUGGGACGAUGAAAAUGGCGAUGGAGACGAAGAACAGCCGAAUACUCCAGUGCUGCCGCUCACACCGAGUGUCUCAUCUAGAGGGCUUGCUCCUAGAAGACUCAGUAAAGAAGGUUGGAAAGAUUAGUUUCAGUCUGCUUUCUCUUUGUUUCCAGUUCCACAUAGUUCAUAUAUUCGUAGAAGUUUAUCGAUUGGCGGAAUUAAAAAUUGUAGUAUAACAAAUGGAAGUUUCUGAACUGUUUCUUUUACACCUUGCCGGUUGGGGUCAUCCUUCUCUUGUGAAUACGAGCUUCUCGUCUCUGGGCUUU
Capsella rubella is the source of this 1463-nucleotide messenger RNA. RefSeq lists its product as uncharacterized. The record is from RefSeq and is a predicted model, not a curated record. The transcript is spliced from 5 exons. Lineage: Eukaryota; Viridiplantae; Streptophyta; Magnoliopsida; Brassicales; Brassicaceae. Bases 218 to 1282 code for a protein of 354 amino acids.